AUGGUGGCAGGGGAUAAAAGGGGGAAGUCAUUUGGUUUGGGGUGUGAGCCUGUGGUGGGAUCAUUAGCUGCGGCCAAGAAGAGGGAAUACCGAAUCACCAAUCGCCUCCAAGAGGGAAAUCGCCCUAUAUACGCCGUCGUUUUCAACUUUCUUGACUCUCAAUACCUCAACGUUUUCGCCACUGUUGGUGGCAACAGGAUUACUGUUUAUCAAUGCCUUGAAGGAGGGAUUAUUGCUGUUCUGCAGUCUUAUGUGGAUGAGGAUAAGGAUGAGUCCUUUUACACUGUGGGUUGGGCAUGCAGUGAAGCUGGGAGUCCAUUUAUUGUGGCUGGAGGAAGCAAGGGUAUAGUCCGAGUCAUUGAUGCUGGCCGUGAGAAGAUAUACAGGAGUUUUAUUGGCCAUGGGGAGUCUAUAAAUGAAGUUCGGACUCAAGCAUUAAAGCCAUCACUUGUGAUAUCUGCAAGCAAAGAUGAAUCUCUCCGGUUGUGGAAUGUUCAAACUGGAAUAUGUAUCCUCAUAUUCGCGGGAGCUGGAGGACACCGCAAUGAAAUCUUAAGUGUUGACUUUCAUCCAUCGGAUAUAUAUCGAAUAGCUAGUUGUGGGAUGGAUAAUACUGUAAAAAUAUGGUCUAUGAAGGAUUUCUGGACAUAUGUUGAAAAAUCAUUCACAUGGACAGAUCUUCCUUCAAAGUUCCCAACAAAAUUUGUCCAAUAUCCUGUAUACAAUGCUUCAGUUCAUGUAAAUUAUGUGGACUGUACUAGGUGGCUGGGUGACUUUAUCCUCUCAAAGAGUGUUGAUGAUGAAAUUAUCUUGUGGGAACCUAAAGUGAAGAAAGAAAUUACAGGGGAGGGUGUAGUUGACGUCCUUCAGAAGUACCCUAUUCCCGAGUGUGAUAUCUGGUUCAUCAAGUUUUCUUGUGAUUUCCAUUUCAACAUAGCUUCAGUAGGUAACAGGGAAGGCAAGAUUUUUGUUUGGGAACUGCAGUCAACUCCUCCUGUACUUGCUACAAAGUUGUCACAUCCUCAAUCAAAAUCUCCAAUCAGGCAGACUGCUACUUCCUUUGAUGGAAGUACUAUAUUGAGUUGCUGUGAGGAUGGGACAAUAUGGCGCUGGGAUGAUGUUUCAAACUCUUCAACCUAA
Messenger RNA from Sphenostylis stenocarpa, 1140 nucleotides. Lineage: Eukaryota; Viridiplantae; Streptophyta; Magnoliopsida; Fabales; Fabaceae. The record is from the annotation of a GenBank genome assembly.